Molecule: messenger RNA, 2111 nt
Organism: Stereum hirsutum FP-91666 SS1
Lineage: Eukaryota; Fungi; Basidiomycota; Agaricomycetes; Russulales; Stereaceae
Product: zf-DHHC-domain-containing protein
Exons: 7
Coding region: 54-1721 (555 amino acids)
Biological process (GO): protein targeting to membrane; peptidyl-L-cysteine S-palmitoylation
Cellular component (GO): endoplasmic reticulum; Golgi apparatus
Molecular function (GO): protein-cysteine S-palmitoyltransferase activity
Source: RefSeq, a predicted model, not a curated record
GUCUUUCUCUGUCUGGCUGCACUAUCUUGUGAAUUAUUUCCCGAAUAUUCAGCAUGGCACCACGUUUCGGUACCACGCUCUUGAACCUGGGGAAUCUGAAUCUUCAACCCCUACCCACUCGUUCGCCCCAUGCUCCAAGUCCAGAGGACGAUGAGCUUCAAGUAACACAAAAGCCGUGGUAUCAUUACAUGCCACUAUGUAUGGCCGUGGUCCUCCUGUUAGCGCCACAUCCGUCGCUGCUCUAUGUCUUCAUUCAUUAUCACUUUUUCGUUCUGAACUCGCCUGUUCGAUUUGGAAUUCAUCUCUUCGCGACAUACACGCUUACUUUCCUCGCUUUCUGUUCACUUAUUGUGUGUAUCGCACGCGACCCUGGCCCCGUACCGGACCCAAAGACCGACAUCGAACCUGAACGUCGGCACAGUAUCAGCACUAGCCACACAAUAGCCGAAGAGGAAGAGGAGGACGAGGAUGGAGAGGAAGUCAGUUUGACUGAGGCGUUGAUGGGACCACCAGUGAGGGAGGAGGAAGAAGAGGAAGAUGACGAUGAUUAUACGAAGCCGGGGAGGUGGUGUAGGGUGUGUUGGAGGCCGAAACCGGAGAGGACGCAUCAUUGUAGUCAGUGUGGAAGGUGUGUGUUGAAGAUGGAUCAUCAUUGUCCUUGGAUGGCGGGGAAAUGUAUCGGUCAUCGAACGUAUCCCUCUUUCCUGCAUUUCCUCCUCUGUGUCACCUUAUUCGCCGCCUACGUCGCUGGCGUGAGCAUCGAGGGUAUCGUAUUCUCCCUCAAUCAUCCCGCUGAUAUCGAGGAAAUGGUCCCCGUGCAUAUGAUUUUCUUGUCGUUCGCCGGCGUGGCAUUCUCGCUCGUGAUCGGCUCAUUUUUAUCUUAUCAUAUAUAUCUUGUCUCUUCCAAUCAAUCAACAAUCGAGAAUAUAUCGCCUUAUCUCCUUCUCCGCCACAUCCCCGCUGUUCCAGCGCCUCCUCUUCCGUUACUCACAACACCCACACCGCCCCACCCAUCAUCUCUUCCCUCCCCCACCUCACCCCCCGAUUCCACUCCCGAAACCUCACCCACAGUCUCCUUCAACUAUACUUCACACGUCAACUUCGCCUCCUCCACAUCUCCCUCUCCGACAGAAUCAACCCCAGACCACCUACACGCCCAGUCCCAGUCCCAGUCCCAGUCCCAGUCCCAAUACCCACCGCCCUACUCUUCCCACUCCUCUCACGCUCCGUACUCGUCCUAUUCGCCCCGAACAGCAACUCCAUCUGUCCCACCUUUCCGCCCCCCACUCUCGAAGUUGUCGAACCCGCCACAGGAGCAUGAGUUGAAUUAUGAGCAGAGGAGGUUAGUGAAGGAUGCGCAUUCUGCGAUUAAGAUGUUUGAUGUCGGAUGGAGGAAUAAUUGGGCGCAGGUCUUUGGGCACGCUUUCUCCUCUUCCUCGUCUCUACGUCGUAGAGGGUCUGGAGGUGGGUGGAAGGAUAAGACAUACGGUAGAGGAGGGAGUGGGAGACGAAGAGGUAGGAGUGGUGAUAGGGAGGACAGGAGAGGUGGGGAAGGGGUUGAACGUGGGGGAAUUGGUGCGUGGCGUUGGAAAUUCUGGAUUGGGAGGAUCGUGUGGGGUGGUGGGCCGAGUAUGGGGGAUGGGAUGAGGUUUCCGAAGAAUCCGAGGAAUGAGGAGAUGUUGGCACGGUUGGCUCUCGAGUUGAAUAAGCUUGAGAAGUAGGGGAGAGACACGAUGUGGGGUGUGGAGGCCGGGGGACGUUUCAAGUUUUGCGACUGCCCGUAUGGGAGGAUGGUAGGGGAGGGAGUUAGUGUGCAUACUUCCUUAUACCACUGGUAUUCAUCUUGACUUUAUUGUUUUCGGAUCGUCAUGGACUGUUACGAUGCACAUAUUCUUGUCUCAAGCUCGCUCUGUGGAUACAGUGUUUAUACCUACAUUUGCAUAUUUAACACAUAUAUACACUCGGACUCUUCUGGUGUUUGCUUGAUUGACUGUUUUGCAGUGCGUAUAUACAUGGACAUUGCUCUCGUACAGCUGUGGUAUGGAUUUGAUGUAUUUUUGCCGGGUAUUUUACGAUUGUACUGGGCCACGCUAAUGGGAUGACCGUUGGAG